AAGUAGUAUCCAUAGAUGUGGCCCAUGCAAUUAGAGGCCCCUAUUAUGACAGCUUCGAAGAAGUUUCGUGCACGACGUGUCUAUUGAAUUCACAAAAUAGAACGUGUGAUUGAGAACGACGGUAGAAAGAAGCAGACAAGUAAACGAAACCAGAGCCGAAGACAAAUACAACAAGGACAAAAUAAAAAAAGUUCGUCUUCGAAAUUCCGAUCGAUCACCGGCGAAAUCUUUGAGUCAAUUCCGCCGAUAAAACAAUGGCAUCAGCUUUCAGCGGCGAUGAAACUGCCCCCUUCUUCGGUUUCCUCGGCGCCGCUGCAGCGCUCGUUUUCUCAUGCAUGGGAGCUGCUUAUGGAACGGCGAAGAGCGGUGUAGGAGUGGCGUCGAUGGGUGUAAUGAGGCCAGAGCUUGUGAUGAAGUCAAUUGUGCCUGUUGUUAUGGCUGGUGUGUUAGGUAUUUAUGGUUUGAUUAUUGCUGUCAUUAUUAGUACAGGGAUUAACCCUAAGACCAAAUCGUAUUACCUUUUUGAUGGAUAUGCGCACCUCUCAUCUGGUCUCGCUUGUGGUCUCGCUGGCCUUUCCGCUGGUAUGGCUAUUGGAAUUGUUGGUGAUGCUGGUGUUAGAGCAAAUGCACAACAACCGAAACUCUUUGUUGGUAUGAUCCUGAUUCUUAUUUUUGCCGAGGCGUUAGCUUUAUAUGGACUGAUUGUCGGCAUCAUCCUUUCUUCCCGUGCUGGCCAAUCUAGAGCAGAAUAGAAAAUGAUGUAUUUCCAUAUUUAUGAUGGAAUCUUUUUGCAUCACUGUGCUGGCAGUUUCAUAACCGAUGCUAGUUGUUAGGUGCAUCUUCUCCUUUCCUUUUCCUUUCCUUUUUCGUCACACAUUGUGUGUUCCACUGGUGAUUGUAGAUUUUGAAGCUGUCUUUUCCCUGUAUGCGACCAAGAGAACGUUCUCUCAAUUUUUCCAUUACUGUAAGUGCAAUGAUGAGGAGCAUCUUGUUGCUUGAAUGCUGAUACAGUUGUAUUAUUGUUGGAAUGUAUUGAUACACCCGAAUAUAUGAAAUCCACUUUGAUCAUUGCUAUAA
Molecule: messenger RNA, 1077 nt
Organism: Capsicum annuum
Lineage: Eukaryota; Viridiplantae; Streptophyta; Magnoliopsida; Solanales; Solanaceae
Product: V-type proton ATPase subunit c2
Exons: 3
Coding region: 255-752 (165 amino acids)
Biological process (GO): proton transmembrane transport
Cellular component (GO): proton-transporting V-type ATPase, V0 domain
Molecular function (GO): proton-transporting ATPase activity, rotational mechanism
Source: RefSeq, a predicted model, not a curated record